GACUUUGCCGGUAUAGGUUGGUCAGGAUACAUGUCCGAAAUUCAGACGAAUUGCAACCUAGAUAAUGAACAGGAAAUCAAUAUCAAUCAAUAUAUGGCCAAAAUGAAACGCCUUUUAAAGAAAAAAUCAAAUUUACAUUGGCAUAUUGAAUUCCUUAAUAAGUACGCCAGAGAGAACAUUAGCCCAUUAGGUCUCCGUAUUCAAGUGUUUCCUUCUUUCCAGACCACUAUACCUGAAUUCAAAGUGGCGUGGGAACAAGCACUCUCAACAUGUAGCACGCAAUUAAUGAAAUUAUUGGUAGGCCAUCAUCAGUCAGAGCUACUAUCCUUAGAACAGGAUAUUUUGCUACUACAAUCCAAUAAUGAAGGUAUUAAAGGCCAUACCCAUUAUGAUAAACGAUGUCAAGACAUCAAAGACUUUAUAACCAAAACAACUAAAGAUAUCAUUUAUAAAAAACAAGUUAAGCUGUCCAAGGACAGAUUUGCAUUUAGUGAGGGCUUUGCCUAUCGCUGGCAGGCCCCCACUCAAUACAAAGGCUCACGUUCUAACUUCAGGGUACCUCGUAACGUAGACAGUAACCAAUACACAACUGAAGAUGAUACUGAAUCUGACUCCUCUUCCCUAUUGCCUUCACAGCCUCCUUCGAGACGGAACUACCCAGCAUCCACUUCCUCCACUUCGGGGACACCACAUUGACCUCACUAAGUCCUUCGAGGAAGCGCUCAGAUACAGCGCGAAACAUGUCAGGACUCCGAUCAACCCAGCGCAAGUGCUAAAAAUCUCCAGUUGCUGAUGAUUUUCUUUAGAAGCCUUUGUACUUAUUUAUGGUUUAAAC
This is a messenger RNA of Rana temporaria (common frog), 835 nucleotides long. RefSeq lists its product as uncharacterized. Bases 31 to 696 code for a protein of 221 amino acids. The transcript is spliced from 2 exons. The record is from RefSeq and is a predicted model, not a curated record. NCBI's taxonomy places the organism in Eukaryota, Metazoa, Chordata, Amphibia, Anura, Ranidae.